Plutella xylostella (diamondback moth) is the source of this 1467-nucleotide messenger RNA. RefSeq names its product zinc carboxypeptidase. The record is from RefSeq and is a predicted model, not a curated record. NCBI's taxonomy places the organism in Eukaryota, Metazoa, Arthropoda, Insecta, Lepidoptera, Plutellidae. Gene Ontology annotation, molecular function: metallocarboxypeptidase activity; zinc ion binding. Gene Ontology annotation, biological process: proteolysis.
CUAUGUAAAUAUGUAAAUUUACAUUAAAAUUAACUAAAGCGAAAUGAAUUUUACGUAUAUCUCGUUUCUAGUCGUUUUUGUGACCACUUUCAGCCAAUGUCAAUGUAAAAGCUAUAAUAAUUUUAACCUUUACGCAAUUACACCAAAAACUAUGAAACAGUUGCAGUUUCUACAACAUCUCAAUAACCAAUACGAUAAGUAUCGCAGUAAACUGUGGAGGACUCCGAAUCUCCUAAACGAUCCAGUAGAGAUACUAAUUGAUCUUCCAGAAAAUAAGCAAAUAUGGGAGAAAUUGGAGGCUUUAAAUUUAGACGCUAAAUUGUUAAUACCAAAUGUGGAAUCGGCUUUCAAAAAGCAGACUCUAAACAAUUAUACACGCAUGCGUUUAGAUACCUACACUUGGGAUGCUUAUUACAGUCCUGAGGACUUAAACCAGUGGCUUCAUGAUAUUGCGGUUACGUAUGAAAAAGAAGAUGUCUCUAUCGGCACCAUAGGAAAAUCAAGUGAAGGCCGUGACAUAAAAGUUAUUGAAAUUAACAAAAAAGCUUCGCCAACGGUAAUCGUCGAAAGUGGCAUUCAUGGAAAUGAAUGGAUAGCCAUUGCAUUUGUGACGUAUUUGAUAAAAGUUUUGGCAGCAUCUGAAAAGGGCGGGCCAGCUAUCAGAGCUAUAUCUAAGAAAUACCAUUGGAUAAUUUUACCCGUGGUUAAUCCUGAUGGAUUUGCGUAUACGCAUUCGGAGGAUCGUCUUUGGAGGAAAAAUAGGCGUUUAACAUAUCCAAACACUUUUGGAGUCGACCUCGACAGAAACUUUAACUACAGUUUUGGGAAGUUUGGAACCAGCUUUGAUCCACAAGAUGAUAAUUACUGUGGCACGACACCCUUUUCCGAACCUGAAUCAAAAGCUCUUGCCAACUUCAUCAAGAGACACGCAGAAGAUUUAAAAUAUUUCUUUUCAUUCCAUUCCUAUGGACAGAAGAUUGUUAUACCAUUCUCAGAUACUGUAAAGCAUUUAAUGAAUUAUGGUGCCAUGGCAAAUUAUGGGAAACAGGCGGCGGCGAGAAUUUACUCUAUCUACAAGACACUGUAUGAUGUAGGAACAUACUAUGAUGUUUACGGUGGCAAACAAUCAGGCAAUGUUGCAAGCUGGAUCAAAAAAGAAUUUUAUGCCGAGUAUGUGCUAACAUUUUACCUACGGGAUAACGGGACAUACGGAUAUGCUCUGCCCAAUGACCAAAUUCUACCAACUUGUGUGGAAACCCUGCAAGGGCUACUGCAGAUCUUGAGGGCUAGACUAAGAAAGGUCGUCAAGGUACAAUCGAAACAUUACACUGUCUACACGGACUGGGCCGGCCGAUUUGAGAUUAAUCAAACAGUUUUGAUCAUAUGUUUACUUUUGUUUGUUUUAUAAUUUGUUGAAUUGUGGUUUUUGUUAUUUUUUUUUUGCAGUAAAAACUAAUUUUAUUAGUA